AUGUUUCAACCAGCGUUUGUGUUCCUGUUUUUCCUCGCAGCAGCGGCUGCCCACUGGCAGCACGACCUGUUCCGAAUUGUCGGAACAGUUGUUGUCGCUGUUCUUGUUCUUGUUGCCGGGGUGUGCUGCGUCGACAGCCCCCGAUUGUUUCUAUUUGGUCUGCUGCAAUCAGCUGCAGACUUGGUGGCUCGGCCACCACCAGUGUUUAUCCGUGCCGAGGCCCCCGGGGCCGAGGCCAAGAAGAUUGAGAGCCAGAGAGGCCAGAUGAGCGGAUUGGAGGAGCAACUCUGUCGCACGGAGGCACGAGUUCGUGUUUCCGAGACAACCCGGGAGAAGGAGAAGAAACGCCACGGGAAGGAGGUCCAGUACCUGGACGCUCAGCUGGCGGACCUAUCCCGGGGGAUCAAGGAAGCCCUGUUCGCGAAGGAUCAGGUCAUCGUCGAGUGCCGCCAGUGGCGGCGCAAGUUCGAGAACUUGGAAGACCUACAGCAACAGGCCCUGGAAUUCCCCCCUCGUGGGGUGCAGGGACGUCCUCGUUGGGCCCCUGCGACGAAAAACGGAGUUGUGAAGGGGGGACGUAUUCGACCGGCUAAAAAAUUCACUGCCAUUGCGCAGGUGGGACUUGUCAAUGCGGCGUGGGAGUCUAAGCUGGCCAGUUACGAGAACGAGGCCCGAGACUAUGUGGCCCGCAUAACUGACCAGCUUGGAUCUCUUACCGCCGCCGCCACCGCGCUCAGCGUGGAGAACACUUACCUCCACCAGCAGAUCCAGGCCCGCCCCGAUGCCCUGCAGAAGCUGGCCCAGCAGCAACUGCAGGAUGCCGUGGGACGCACGGAGGCCUUGGCGAAUCAACUGCAUGGGGAGCGUGUCGCCGCGCUGCAGCAGACUCACCUCGAGGAGCUGAUGGCAGUCAAGGUCGAGUACGAGAAGAAGUUGGUGAAGGCGACGGCGGAAAUCAAGGCCGAGGGGUCCGCAGUGACCCAGCAGCGUCAGGUGGCUGAAAGCGCAGCUCAGGAGGUCAACUCCUUGAAGCUUGCGCUCGCUGCUAAAGAAGCGCAGCUGGUUGAUCUGCAGGCCUCGAACGCCAAGAUUGCUGGUGACCUACAGGUCACGAAGGAAGAAACUGCCAAGCUUGGCCAGAUAUUGGCUGAGGAAACCGCCGAGGUGGCCAAGCUUGUGCAGGAGAGCGACGGUCUUAAAACGGCCGGUAAGAGUCUAAGACUGAAGUACGAUCAGCUAAAGUCUGAGAAAAAGACUCUUGCGAGGGAAAAGGAGCGCCUGCAGAUGGAUGUUAGGGACCUAGAGAAUGCACUGGACGACCUCGCCGGUGAGAAAGAGAAGUUGGAGGAAGAUAUAGACCAACUAGAAGGCGAGGUCGAAAAAAGGGAGGGCGACAACCAAGUCCUGCUGGAGCACAACGAAGAGCUGUUUUUAAACUCCGUUGCUGCGAAUAUCGAGCACCAGCAGGCUCGGGACAGAGUGGGUAACCUAGAGCGCCAGGUGGCGGACCUCGAGACGUCUGAUAUCACCCAGGCUGUGUAUGUUCCGUUGGUCAUUCACGCUCCCCCUAUGAAUCCUUCACCAUACCGCUCGUUUGCCGCUCGGCCAUUGAUGCUGAGUCUGGCCAAACUCCUGCUCGUCGCUGUUUUACAAGUUCCUUUCACAACCGCUGCACCUCUUUUCUCACCUCUUUUCCUGUCAUCCCGUGACACAGAACCAGGAAAGGAACCGAGCGAUCCGAGUUUAUGGAUUUAUUUAGGGUUUUCAGCUGCUCUUGUGUUGAGCGGUGGAGCAUUUGCGGGUCUUACAAUUGCCUUGAUGGGACAGGAUGAAGUUUAUCUCCAAGUCAUCAAGACAUCCGGCGAAGAGCAUGAAAGGAAAAAUGCUGCUAGCGUUCUCAACCUCUUGAACCACGGAAAACACUGGGUCCUUGUCACCCUCCUCCUCAGCAAUGUUAUCACAAAUGAAACUUUACCUAUCGUCCUUGACCGAACACUUGGUGGUGGUUGGCCGGCGGUGCUAGGAAGCACUGCUUUGAUUGUCAUUUUCGGCGAGAUUGUUCCGCAGUCCAUUUGCGUUCGUUAUGGUCUUCCCAUUGGUGCCUGGAUGGCACCUUGCGUCUUGGUCUUGAUGUACAUCAUGUCCCCCGUGGCCUGGCCAAUUGCAAAAUUGCUAGAUAGACUACUUGGAGAGGAUCAUGGUACCAUCUACAAAAAGGCCGGGUUGAAAACGCUCGUCACCCUCCACAAAACCUUGGGAGAAGCUGGAGAGCAACUCAACUCCGAUGAAGUGACCAUCAUCAGUGCAGUUCUCGACCUCAAAGAGAAGUCAGUGGGCAGCAUUAUGACACCAAUGGAUGAUGUCUUCACUAUGUCUGCUGACACUGUCUUGGACGAACGCACAAUGGACCACAUUCUUUCCCAAGGAUAUUCUCGUAUCCCCAUCCACUCCCCUGACAAUCCAAUGAAUUUUGUUGGUAUGCUCCUUGUCAAAAUGCUCAUUACCUACGACCCGGAAGACUGCAAACGUGUCCGCGAGUUUGCUUUGGCUACACUUCCUGAAACACGCCCUGAAACAAGUUGUCUGGAUAUUGUGAAUUUCUUCCAAGAGGGCAAGUCCCACAUGGUUCUUGUCUCUGAAUAUCCUAGUGAAGAUCGUGGCGCUCUUGGUGUUGUCACCCUAGAAGAUGUCAUCGAAGAACUGAUCGGAGAAGAAAUCAUCGACGAAUCUGAUGUCUUCAUUGAUGUCCACAAAGCCAUCCGACGAAUGACACCUGCACCUAAAUCUCGUGUCGCCAAAGGCAAGAUCGUCGAGGAGCCUCCUUUGAACGCCUCGGUUGUCACCGAUGGCGACUUGGUCGACGUGGAUUCCACACGACCCUCAUCUCUCCCCAAGCCUUCCGACUUGAUUCGACGCCGCAGUUCCGUGGAAUCACCCCUUUCCCGCUUUCAACUUCGCAAAACUAAUACCGACAUCAAUCCAGACUCAGCAAAUGAAUGGGUCACACAAGUCGGCACCACAGAGGAGAUUCGAGAACAUCUCAAACAUCUUGGUCCCUCUAACCUGGCCAGUAGGCCGCGCCAAACUCGUUAUCAUGCCGUCAAGAUCAAGCGCAAUAGCAACUCUCCGUCCCGGUCCGCACAAACCGAUUUUGAGUCUGGACAAAGCACCUCUGACUCCCAAAAACUUAUCCCUUCUUUUACCGCAUACCAAGGUGGCAUAGGCGCGGGCUUGCUCAACUCUGCUGGACCAGAUGCCAAAGAUGGUGCGCAUGCUCUCAAAAUUGGCUACGGCACCAUGUCUUCGCAUGACAGUGUGAGCAAAGGCACCGGUGCUCAGCAAUACAAAGACCUCCCACAAGUCUCCAUUCCCGAGGCUGUCCGCGAGGAACAUGAAGACCAACCGCGUUCUGGGUCGACGCGGAAGGCUAGUAGUGACGAAGGCAGUGUUGAAUCGUCGGAUACACCAGGCUUUAUAUACCAUCACCGCGGACCGGCGCGAAGUGGAAGCAUCACAGAACAAAUCGUGGAUGUCAAUGGUAUCCGCAAAGUUGUCCUUCAUGCAAAUUGUUCGAGUUCUUCAGAAGGGGAAUCCCAUCCGCCGGGUCGGCAUCGCGACCAGCACCAUGCCGAGGGUGCGGUCCUUGACACCGAUGAUGGGAAGUCAGAAAACCCGGACAGUGGACAUACGAAGUCCAAAAAGAAGCGCCGCCGCAAGAAGCAUGGAAAGGGGUCAAAGGCUGAUGAUGGGGGUCCAUCAGAGGACCAGCCUCUACUCAAAUGA
This is a messenger RNA of Penicillium vulpinum, 3783 nucleotides long. Its product is annotated as putative DUF21 and CBS domain protein (Mam3). Gene Ontology annotation, biological process: magnesium ion homeostasis. The record is from RefSeq and is a predicted model, not a curated record. Lineage: Eukaryota; Fungi; Ascomycota; Eurotiomycetes; Eurotiales; Aspergillaceae. The transcript is spliced from 4 exons. Bases 1 to 3783 code for a protein of 1260 amino acids. Gene Ontology annotation, cellular component: intracellular membrane-bounded organelle.